Messenger RNA from Paramuricea clavata, 3030 nucleotides. The record is from the annotation of a GenBank genome assembly. NCBI's taxonomy places the organism in Eukaryota, Metazoa, Cnidaria, Anthozoa, Malacalcyonacea, Plexauridae.
AUGUUGUCACAUGACCCACACUUAGUCAACGACCGUGACUACGAUGGCUACUCGUUGUUGCAUCAUGCAGCAAGCAAUGGUCAAUUAGAGACUGUCAAACUCCUCGUCUCUGAAACCUUUCAGACGUGUUUGAAUGCUCGUUUAAUGUCCACGGACUGGACGCCAUUGGAUUUUGCAAUGGCCGCUGACCACCAAGAUGUGACGCAAUUUCUGAUGGAUAACGGAGCGCUGACGACAGCUUGGCUCCAGGACGCUGCGGCCGACAAAAUCAAAAAGUUUUUGAGACGUCUAGUUGUACGGAAACACGAGGCAACGGUGAAGCCGUUGAUCGAAAGACAUAAACAGUUAACAAAGGAGGAACAGUUAAAACAUUGUGAAAACGAGGAUAAAAACAGGAACGAUGAUCUCAUAUACGGCAAUAUGACACACGAAGAUGUCGCGCAUAACAUUGUUGAUGACGUCACACAUGAUUACGUCAUUCAUGAUGACGUCACACACGGUAUUAUUGUUUGUGACGUCAUCAAUAAGAGAGACUACACUGUUGAUGGUCAUGAAAAAGACGAUGACAUUGAGCAACAAUGUGCCGAAGAAACAAAGGAAAAUCAGAACAGACAAGCAGCGAGGUCGGAGGACGCCGUGCAUUUCAAGAGAUCAGAGGAUCAACCGCUUACGACAGAUCACGAUCAAUUGCGAACAUUGACGGAAAAUGAGAACAUAAUGCAUUCUGACCAAAAAUCGGAUAAGAAUCGGUCUACGACAGACGACGAUCAUUUAGAAACAUUUGCGAGCCUGUUUGGCGAAACUGAAAUACGUGAUAACGGUAAGCAUAUUUUGUUGCUAGAUGCUUGUUACCAUGGUGACAUAACAGGUGUUCAAAAGUUACUACAGGAGAAUCUUGACGUGAAUUACCGCGACCAGCGUGGUUGCACUGCUUUGCAUUUGGCAGCUGCCCAAGGGCAGGACGCGAUUUGUGAAUAUUUACUAGAAAACGGCGCGGAAACACGCGUGCGGAAUAUAAAUGGAAGAACUGCCCUACAUCAUGCAGCAAUAGCUGGCAACGUUAGCGCUGUGUCACUGUUGUUACGUCAUAACAAAGAUCUUAUAUCGUACUUAGAUUGUGACAACAGAAGCGCUUUACAUUACGCAGCUAGCUUGGGACAUCUCGAUGCAGUGAAGUUAUUAAUAGACAGUCGUGUCCAGGACGUCUGCGCGAAAUCAACACAACUCACCGCAUUAGAUUGCGCAAUUCUUGGACAGCAUGAUGACGUAAACGAAUAUAUGAUUAGCCAAGGCCUGCAACCUAGCGGGUUGUUGGAUCAGGCUGCGCGGGUUAUUCAGAUAAACUUUCGUAAGUCGUUAGAACGAAAAGGAAUUUCAGUGGAAUCUCGUGGAAAACCUAUCAAAGGUACGGAAAAGGGUUUGAUAAAUAAUGAAAAUAAGUCGAAAGACGGUGAAACUAGCGGCCCCACUGUAAUAAAUAAUGAAAACCCCUCAAAAACCUGCCAAGAAAACACAUACGUCUCUGUAAACAAAACACUUUCGGAUAUACAAACAAAAUAUAUUUAUACUACGCCAAAAACAGAUAAAAAAUCCAGACCCACGGAUUGUAAUCCGACCAAGAGAUUAUCUGAAAAUUUCUCAGAGGGGAUUAACUCAAAUUAUGAGACGGAUUAUGAUUAUUCAAGGACAGCUGUCAAUAACGUAAUCUAUUCCAAAUAUUCGCGAGAAUCCAGGAUUAAAACCUCUUCUAGUGCGCGAAGUAGGGGGACAACGUUUGCUGAAUCAAAUGUAGAAAAACUCUCGCGCGCGCCUGACUGCGUCAUCGUAGCGAGCGGUGAGAAAGAGCGAAUAUUUAAAUUGCGCGAUAAUUGGGAACGGAUUGCGCUACUUCGACGCAAAAAACAGGCAGCGCUUGUCAUACAGAAACAUUUUAGGAAGCAUAUGGUAAGAAAGAAAGCUGAUAAUCAAAAUGCCACUAAAGAAUUCAAAGCGGAGAUAAAAAUAAAAGACAAUACCAACACAGAAUGCGCUGUAAUAACAUUGACGCAAAACGGUACACGCAAUUUGGGAAUAGAUAAUGAGAAAAACGGAAAAAACUUGCCUUUUAAAACAGUAAUAAUCUCUAAUUCGCCAACAAAACUUAGCAGAAAUAGGACAACGGACAGUGAUAAGGCGAAAGAGAGUCAAACAAAUCAAGUUCGAUUAAGUCAGAAUAAAGUUGAGACAAGUUCUGGUGUUUACAGCAACGAACCUACGUCCCCGAAAAGGCUGACUCGGAAAACCGUCGUAAAUCGACUACGAACGACAUCGCCCGAAUAUAGCUCUUCGGAAAACGAACCUUUGCACGAGAAACGUCAAUACAAGAGCGCUUUCCCGCUUCUGUCUCCAACGUCUAGUGCCACGUCAUCUAACCGGUCGCCUAGCAACCAGGGUGUGAUUCAACUGCCUAACAACAGACGUCCGUCGCAUAGCAACAGACGUGUUGAGGCACCGAUAUCUCCGAAAUCUAGUUCAACGUCAUCGAACCAGUCGCCUAGCAACGCACCUGUAAACCAGCUGCCUAGCAACAGACGUGCUAAUUCGUCGCCUAGCAACAGACGUGUUGACGUAGCACCGAUAUUGAGUAAAAACGAGUUAGUUAAGCGAUGGCUUUCUGACGAGCUGAUUAGCGAAAAUGCAAGUAAUACAAAAACUACAAAUAAAACGAAAAAUAUAGAAGUUGAAGUAUCGAACUCGGAGCCACGGUUAAGAAAAACGGAUCCUUCAAAAGGUGCUCGGAGACUCUCGACACAUUCCGCCCGCAUUCGGAGAAACUCGCUGAUUAAGAAUGCGUACGGCUCGCCAGCAGCACUUUCGUAUAACUUUGCUUUAGAUACGUAUCAUCCGCUGGUAUCACGACGCGGGCGCAAGGAGACCGCGUUUCCAUUUCGAACUAGCAGCAGAGUGAGACCGAACAGCAUGAAGCGAGUGGAGGUGGGCUGGGUGCGCACAGCAGACAUUGCCCCGGGGUCUACCCCUAGUGAGUCUUGA